Molecule: messenger RNA, 867 nt
Organism: Funneliformis geosporum
Lineage: Eukaryota; Fungi; Glomeromycota; Glomeromycetes; Glomerales; Glomeraceae
Source: the annotation of a GenBank genome assembly
GUUGAAUGGAGUUGUAAUACCUUAUGGUCACAAGGGCAAGGAGAUGACUCCACCAUCUGCUCGUUCAAUUCUUAUCGUCACUGUGUGGGAUGCUGUAGCCCUUCUUUGGACGUACAGCAUAAGUCGACCUCCAAAAGUGAAAUGCAAUUACAAGGUAAAUCCUCUAAUGAAGAAAUUCGAAAACCAAGUCGCAUAUCUGGAGAAAAUGCAGUUGGUCUGUGUGGAAAAAUUACUGGAAAUGGGGGAGGAGGAAACUCUUCCAACCAUGGUAAAUCUCACAUUCUCCUCUCAGAAGGGAAACGUCAAGAAUUACUUUUACAGGCAGUGAAAGAGAGAGUAAAAGUGAUGAAAACAAUGUAUUUAAAUAUCCAAACUGAGAAAAAAUUGGAAGGUUACUCACAAUCCUGGGCUAUUGUUCAGAGUCAGUACCCCGGAGGGUUCUUUAUGGAAAGAAGACUACCCGAAAAUACCAUGCAACUUUGUACUUCUGGACAUUCUAUGUCCUCUUUAUCUUACAAUAAUAUAUUCGACUCAUCUGGCAAUAAUCCAACCUUGGUAGCCGAAAUGAUUGAGAAUGAAUCAGACCGUUGUCGUAUUGCAAAAUCUCUUAAUAUAAAGAUUCGAAGUGGUGAUCUUCAAAAAGAUUAUAUUUAUCGUGACAUGGGACGCUAUGACCAAUAUAUUAUGGUUUUUCAGGAAUUUUUCAAUGCAGUAUCAGAGAAAGCAGUGCUAUGGGAUGUUUUAUCAGACGGAACUUUAUGGGAGCUAUCUGAUUUGGAUUCGCCGGAAGGAUGCAAUUCUCACCCCGUAAGUGACAAGAAAAAAAAGAAAAAAGGCAAGAAAAAGAACCAAAAAAGGCGUCAUUGA